Messenger RNA from Nicotiana tabacum (common tobacco), 1165 nucleotides. RefSeq names its product protein LEAD-SENSITIVE 1-like. The record is from RefSeq and is a predicted model, not a curated record. NCBI's taxonomy places the organism in Eukaryota, Viridiplantae, Streptophyta, Magnoliopsida, Solanales, Solanaceae.
CCAUUUGUUUAAAGAAACAUGAAAUGCGUCCAUUUGUUUGAGUAAUCAAUUUCCUUUUGCAGUGGGGUUGGCCUGGAAUUGUUAAAGAUUGCAACUUUAUUUUAAGUACAUUUGCAUUUUGGAGAAGAGAGGAGUACUGGACUCUGGACUCUGGAGGAGUAAAAGGAAGAGAGGGAGAAGAUGGGUUUGCUGACAAACAGAGUGGAGAGAAGUGAGAUUAAAGCAGGAGACCAUAUCUACACUUACCGAGCUGUCUUUGCUUAUUCUCACCAUGGUAUUUUUGUUGGUGGGAGCAAAGUGGUUCAUUUUACGCUGGUCGAGAGCUCUUCAGAUGCUGCUGAUGAAAUAUCAGGCCUUUCUUCGUCCUGUCCAUUCUUUCCCGACUGUGGAUUUAGGCUCCCUAACAGUAAUGUUGUUCUUUCUUGUCUGAAUUGCUUUCUCCGUAAUGGUUCACUCUACAGCUUUGAAUAUGGAGUAAGCCCCUCUGUUUUCCUUGCCAAAGUGCGAGGGGGCACUUGCACUACUGCUGUGUCAGACCCUCCAGAGAUGGUUAUCCACCGAGCAAUGCAUCUUCUCCAGAAUGGAUUUGGGAACUAUGAUGUGUUCCAAAACAACUGUGAGUACUUUGCGUUGUAUUGCAAAACAGGUCUUCUGACACUUGAUAGAUUGGGAGUUGGAAGAAGUGGACAAGCUUCUUCUGUUGUUGGUGCUCCUUUAGCUGCACUUCUUUCCUCCCCUCUGAAGUUGCUAAUUCCUAGUCCUGUUGGCGUGGCCACUGUUACAGCGGGAAUGUACUGUAUGAGCAGAUACGCUACUGACAUUGGUGUUCGAAGUGAUGUCAUAAAAGUUGCAGUCGAAGACUUAGCUGUAAACCUUGGCUGGGGAAGCAGCAAUGAAGGAGCAAUUGUGGAACAUGAGGAUUCUAAUCACUUACUUGACAGGUGACAUCAUUCUCAUGGUAUUGCAUAUAAAAUGCUACUGAUGUUGUACUUAUCAAUUUGGGAUAAUUAGUCUAGUUCACAUCUUAUCAUAAGCAUUCUGGUCCAGGAACUGCCAUUUGGCUGUCCAUGUGCGCCACCCAUAAUGAUCCUAUUGUACAUUGAAAGUAAGUUAUUGGUGUUAGUUUGUUAUCCUGCAUACUAAUAUAUGUCUUCACAGUUUCUUA